AUGGGUUGUGGCGCUGGUAACUAUUCUUCCUUGUUACACAAACAAAAGAGACAUACCCACGUGAGAUCAAAUAAAGACAAAUUUGUUGUGCUGAAAAAUUGCAAAAUUUCAACACAAUCUUCUCCCCCGUACCACUCGAUACUACCCACCAUGUCGGCUCCUUGUAGUUGCAAACAUAAUGAAAGUACACCAUCAGUCAACUUAUCACAUUUAUCUCCGGAACUUCAAAAAGAGUUUCAAGAUCCCCAACAUCCAGCCAAUUUAAUUUGUGAAUUAUGUCGAUUAUUCUAUGACAACAAUUGGGUCACUGGAACUGGAGGUGGAAUCUCAAUUAGAGAUGUCGAAGGACCAAAUCCCAAUUUGGUCUAUAUUGCACCAUCUGGUGUUCAAAAAGAGAGAAUCCAACCAUGGGAAAUGUUCUUGGUUGAGUUACCCAAUGAAAAGUUAUUACGGACCCCCAAUGAUAUUCCUGAAGAAUUGACCAAGAAAUACAAGUAUAAGCCUAGUGCAUGUACUCCUUUAUUUAUGAGUUGCUAUAAAAUGAGAGAUGCUGGAGCUUGUAUCCAUACUCAUUCACAAAGUGCCGUCAUGGUUACUCUAUUAUUUGAAACCAGGAGCUAUUUUGAAAUCAGCCAUAUUGAACAAAUUAAAGCUUUACCUAAAUUGAGAUUUAAUGAAGACUCAGGUAAGGUGGAGAAAAUUGGUAGUAUGGAGUAUUAUGAUAGGUUGAUUAUCCCAAUUAUCGAGAACACUCCCCAUGAAGAGGACUUGACUGAUUCGUUACAAGAAGCAAUUAAAAACUAUCCGGGGACAUCGGCUGUCUUAGUUAGGAGACACGGAAUAUAUGUCUGGGGUGAAACGGUAUGGAAAGCUAAAGUUUAUAACGAAGCAAUUGAUUAUUUGUUGGAAUUGGCAGUUAAGAUGCACCUAGCUGGAAUUCCUUUAGUUAAAGGUUCAUAG
Molecule: messenger RNA, 960 nt
Organism: Lodderomyces orthopsilosis Co 90-125
Lineage: Eukaryota; Fungi; Ascomycota; Pichiomycetes; Serinales; Debaryomycetaceae
Product: methylthioribulose 1-phosphate dehydratase
Exons: 1
Coding region: 1-960 (319 amino acids)
Cellular component (GO): cytoplasm
Molecular function (GO): metal ion binding; methylthioribulose 1-phosphate dehydratase activity
Source: RefSeq, a predicted model, not a curated record